Molecule: messenger RNA, 1914 nt
Organism: Macaca mulatta (Rhesus monkey)
Lineage: Eukaryota; Metazoa; Chordata; Mammalia; Primates; Cercopithecidae
Source: RefSeq, a predicted model, not a curated record
UGCGACGUUACCUAGGAGUCCAGCGGCUCCAGGGCCAGCAGCGAUUGGAAUUUCAAAUGCCUUGGGAAGAGGAAUUAGAAGUUUUAAAGCAGGAUAAAGCUGCCAGAGUCAUUCAGCAGGCCUGGAAAAGUUUCCUUAAUGUUGCUAUAUUUCAACACUUUAAAAGUCUGAUUGAUUUAAGAAGACAAGGAGAACCACGUCAGAUUGUGAAAUAUAUUAAUCCCAAAGAGGCAGAGCUUCUAGAUGCUGCUGCUGGCAUUCAUGUGCGAUUCAGAUUAGGUGGAGUUAAAUUUCCACCUGAUAUAUACUAUAAGAUUUUUACUCACAGACCUAUUGAAGAUCUGUGUGCUAACAGCCCUAGAAAUUAUGCAAAACUUCCAGCAAAGCAUACAUCUCAUAAUAAAAAUGAUCAUCUUCAGGAAGAGGAUCAUAGUGGCUGGUAUCAUCGUAUAGAAAACAAUGGCUGGAGGCCAGUUUCUGAUACAUUUUGGCUAUCUACUGACAGUAUAGUGGUAGAAGACAAAAAGGAAAGUGAAUUCCAUUUCUCUAAACUGAAGAGAAGGCAAGACUUGGAAAAGAAAAGAAAACUUAGAAAAAUAGAGUGGAUGAGGCAAAUGUACUACUCAGGAAGUCUGGAGGCUAAGUCAACACAUCGGGAAACUCUAGGACUAAUUCACACUGCAACAAAGGGGCUGAUAAGAGCUUUUGAAGAUGGUGGGAUAGAUUCUGUGAUGGAAUGGGAAGUGGAUGAAGUGCUGAACUGGACAAACACACUGAACUUUGAUGAGAGGCAGGCUGAAAGCAAUAGCGUAGAAGAGAAGAUGAAAAGUUUAAGCAGAAUGGAGAAGCCGAAAUUGUCAUUGAGAAGGAAUGAGUUGACCAAAGAAAUUCGGUAAGCAUCCCAGACAGUAACAUGAGCCAAUUUAAGAAUGGAUAUCAAGAAAUGUAUAGAAGAGGCAAUCUGCUUCUUCUGUGACAUACAAUAAACGAGCAAAUAAAUAUAUAAUUAUAAACCCUAAGUGCUAUAAAGGAAAUGAACAGGGUGCUAUGGCAGAAAAUGCAUGGUAUAAACUCUGAGACAAGUGGUUUUACUUUCGUCUUUCAGGUAAGGGAACUCAACUAGUGGCAGAGUCAGUAUUAGAAUUCAAGUCUGUCUACUCCAAGGCUUAAGCUUCGGACCAUAAAUUUAUAUAUAUGGUGCUUAAUCCAAUAAGUAAAUUCAGUUUAAAAAUCACACGGCAUCUGUACAGUGUCUAUAACAACCCAAAGUAUGAGAUAAAUAUUGUCAUAAAUAAUAGAACCUCUAAUAUUUACCUGUAAACUUAUUCCAGUUUCUUCUUUACUUUUUUCACUCAAGCUAGAAAUAGUUGUACUUUGGCUUCCUUCUUCAAAUGCAAGACUUCUGUUUGUCACAAGAACACCUCUUUUAAUGAGAACAUACUAUUUGGAAGCUCCUGAAUACAUACACUAUAGACUUUGACAGAAAAAAACUAAUGAAGGUUGCAAACAAAACAGAAUAAAUCACUUAUACUUUAAAACUUAAUACCAUUUAUACCUAGGAUGGAAAAGGAAUUUGUGAAUGAAAAUUAUAUUUUAAGAAUAAUCUUCUACAUAUAGAAAGCCCAUAUGCAAAAAUAUGAUUAUUUAUAAAGAGACAGGAUUGUUUAAAAAUAGAGCAGAUGCCCUCCAGUUCAGGUACUAUAUACUCUGUCAGUGGUUUUACCUGAAAUUCAACUCAACCAAUAAUUACAGGCACACAAAUAAAGACCACAAUAAGAAUUUAAUACCUAAUAGAUAUAAAUUAAGACAUCUGAUAUCAACUAUUGAAAAGGAAGUAGAUCAGCAGGAUCCACUUAAACCAAGAUUAUAAAACUAGAAAGUGACAGUCAGGAUGAGAACUCAGAUUUGUCUACU